AGCGGCGAUAGGCUGCGGCCAUGCGGAGUGGCGCGGGGCUGCUGCUGGCGCUGGGCGCCGCGGGGGUGCUGCUCCUCCGCUUCCUCGUCCUCCUGCCGCGGUGGGCCCGCCGCGCCCUGCCCGCUGAAGGGAAGGCGGUGCUAAUAACAGGCUGUGACAAAGGUUUUGGACAUGCCUUGGCAAAAUGCCUUCAUGCAAAGGGAUUUACUGUUUUUGCUGGAUGCUUGCUCAUGGAGGAGAAUGGAGAUGGAGCCAGGGAGCUGAAGAACAUGAAGUCAGACCGGAUGAAAGUGCUACAGAUGGAUGUGUGCAGUGAUCAGGAAGUGGCUCAGGCUGUUGAUUUUGUGAAGAGGACCCUGAAGGAUCCAGAGGAAGGUCUGUGGGGCCUUGUGAACAAUGCUGGCAUCUCAACCUUCGGAGAGGUGGAAUUUGCAAGUUUAGACAACUACAAGACGGUGGCAGAGGUCAAUCUAUGGGGCACUGUGAGGGUGACAAAGGCUUUCCUGCCCCUCAUUCGCAGAGCUAAAGGCCGUGUGGUGAAUAUCACGAGCAUGUUGGGACGCAUGGUGAGUCCAUCUCGCUCCUGCUACUGCAUUUCCAAGUUUGGGGUGGCAGCCUUCUCCGACUGCCUGAGGCAGGAGAUGUACCGCUGGGGGGUCCACGUCAUCCUCAUCGAGCCCAGUAACUUCGUGGCAGCCACCGGCAUCCUGACGGCAGCUGGCAUCGACCGGCAGGCCGAGGCUCUGUGGAGUGGGGCCACGGACACGGUGCGGGGGGACUACGGCAGCGAGUAUUUCACUCACCACGUGGCCAUGAUGAAGUCCUUCGUGAACAGUGGCCUGAAGGACAUGUCUCUGGUCUUGAAUGACAUCACCAAAGCGCUGACGUCCCCGUGCCCGAAGAACCGUUAUAACCCCAUGGAGACCUACUGGUGGGUGAGGCUGCAGGUCAUGACCCACCUGCCCACGGCCAUUGCCGACUGGCUUUACAUCCCCGGAGCCACCCUGUAGACAGGCAUCCUUCAGGCAUCCCUCCAGGGCUCCUACUCACACACAGGUUAGGGCUGACCUCUGCGCUCCUUGCUGCUGUGUCUCCCCUGGAGAUGCACAUGCUUCCACUUUGAGUUAUGGCUUCAAGUCAUGUGUUGUGGGAUGCUAGAACAGCAGAGCUUUUUUGGAUCUUUUUUUUUUUCCCUUCAUUCUUGUUGUUUGUAUUCCUUGCUGUGCUGAUUAAAGUUGAAAGGUGUUUUCCUAUUAACUAUGGAGGAGGAAGAGGAAGGUAAACAUAGUAUGUCAAAUAUGUGCCAAAUAUGUGGCUAGUGUAAUUAGGUCAGCAGAGUUCCCCCAGUGAUAAAUUUGGCUUAUUAAUGGGCUCUUGCUUUUCCUUACAAGGACAAACUGCUAAUAGCAGGGCAAAGCUGUUGCUAUGAGAUGGCUUGAAGGGAGAAACUAAAAUGGGAAACAAAUUCAGAGUUUUCCAUUUGGCUGAAAAUGGGUCAGUCACAGUCUUCUAUUGUUUUCCUGACACUGCCAGGAAGCUCUGCUGUGCUGUGACUGUCUGCUCUUUCCAGGGAAACAGCAACACUGCCUCUAAACAGCCUCAUUACCUAGCUGCAAAGAAGAGUUCUUCCCUCCCUGCACUGUGGCUGGGAGGUGCCAGAGCAAACAACUGGGCACAGGGUGGGCAGGGAAAAGCUCUUCUAAUAAUGAGGUCUGAGCCAUCUCUCAGCAGUCCCUGUGGAUGCUGGGAUUUGCAGCCUCUCUCCACCUGCUGCUGCUGAGCUUUGUGGGACAGGGUUUAAGCUGAUGUAGCAAACAAAUUUGGCUCCUCUGACUGCUACCUUAGGUGCCUGAACUACUCAGCUGUGGUACAGACACUGUCCAACCAUCCCCCUGCUUCCCUCUUGCUGGUAAGGGAGCUGCUGUUGGCAUUUCCAAAUCAGUUUUUUCGUUUGUCCUCUGCAUUUGAACAGUGAUGGGGCACUCUGCAGCCACAGUGUGGCCUGACUAUGAGCUCUGGAAGGAUGCUUUAAGGGACACAUUUCUUAUUUUUAUUAUUGCACAAUGAAAUCUCCAUGUCACACAAUCAUCUUCUCUGAGAACCUCCUGAUAACUGAUACAAGCUACUCUUGCCAGUAGAGUAUCACCAAGGGUCUCUUCUGUUGGCCACAUGCCAGAUUUCAACAAUGUUUUCCAAGUGCUGGGGCUGCCUGGCUUCUUGCCCCAUUCCCUGUGUUCCAGUGGUGACCGCUGGUAGAGCAGCCUGGUGGCCAGGCUGGGACCUGAGCCUCUUACUCUAGGGACCAGCUUUUCCUUCCAUUGCUUUGCCUUAUGUGAGAUUAAGUGCCUGUGAAAAGAAAUUAUAGAUUGCUCUUUCUUCAUCUGUCUCGGCUACCUCUGACUUGGAAACUGUGCCUUAAACUUCUGUAUGCCGCUGGCUGCAAAUUCUUGGGAGUCUGCAUGCAGCCAUGAAUGCUGUGAUGCCUUCAGGAGGAAAGCAGGUUUCCCUUGGAGAUGCUGUCAAGGCAGCUUGUCUUACAAGUAGCAACGGCUAGAAAUACUGCUGUGCAGUUUGUGUCUUUUCCAGAUCAUCUGCACAAGGAGAUUUCCUAGGAUUCAGGACCCAGAAGGAUCCCACUGAACUGCAGCUUAAACAAUAAUCACUUCUGCCCCCUGCACUGUGAAGUGUGAUUAAUGUUAAAGAGCUCUGAUUUGCACAGAGAGAAAAUAAACUGUGAGAUUUGUAAAGCAUA
Molecule: messenger RNA, 2752 nt
Organism: Corvus hawaiiensis (hawaiian crow)
Lineage: Eukaryota; Metazoa; Chordata; Aves; Passeriformes; Corvidae
Product: D-beta-hydroxybutyrate dehydrogenase, mitochondrial-like
Exons: 5
Coding region: 21-1010 (329 amino acids)
Molecular function (GO): oxidoreductase activity
Source: RefSeq, a predicted model, not a curated record